Messenger RNA from Pteronotus mesoamericanus, 2133 nucleotides. It is a transcript of the gene TGM3, whose product is annotated as transglutaminase 3. The record is from RefSeq and is a predicted model, not a curated record. Bases 1 to 2133 code for a protein of 710 amino acids. Lineage: Eukaryota; Metazoa; Chordata; Mammalia; Chiroptera; Mormoopidae. Gene Ontology annotation, molecular function: protein-glutamine gamma-glutamyltransferase activity. The transcript is spliced from 12 exons. Gene Ontology annotation, biological process: peptide cross-linking.
AUGCCACUAUUCCUUGCCUCCAAGGAACUAAGGUCCUCUCUUUUCUUUCUCACAGAUAUAAAACUCCAGAAUAUCAACUGGCAGACGGCUGCCAACCAGCAGGAGCACCACACAGACAAGUACUACAGCCAGGAGCUCGUCUUGAGGAGAGGUCAACCGUUCUCUUUUUCACUGACCUUGAACCGACCUCUUAGUUAUGAAGAAAGUCUGGCGUUCAUAACCUCCACAGGGCCCUCCCCCUCAGAGUCGGCCAGAACGAAAGCUGUGUUUCCACUCUCCAAUGCGCCAAGAAGUGAUAGCUGGAAUGCACAGCUUGUGCUUCAGAGAGACAGUACUCUGACCAUCUCCAUCUCCAGUCCUGCCAACGCACCCAUAGGAUGGUACGCGUUGAGCAUGCAGAUCUCUUCCGGUGGCAGUAAUGCUACCCUAAAGCUUGGGGUGUUUAAACUGCUCUUCAACCCCUGGUUGCAAGCGGAUACUGUCUUUAUGAGUAACCAGGCUGAGAGAGAAGAGUAUGUUCUGGAAGAUGCUGGAGCCAUCUAUGUGGGAAGCUCAAAUCGCAUUAACAUGGUUGGCUGGAACUUUGGACAGUUUGAAGAUGACAUUCUGAACAUUUGCCUCUCAAUCCUGGAUAAGAGUCUGAAUUUCCGCCGUGAUCCUGUUACUGACGUGGCCCGCAGAGGCGACCCCAAAUAUGUUGGCCGGGUGCUGAGUGCAAUGGUCAAUAGCAAUGAUGACAAUGGUGUGAUAGCUGGGAACUGGAGUGGCAACUACGUAGGUGGCCGGGAUCCCAGGAACUGGAACGGCAGUGUCGAGAUCCUCAAGGAGUGGAAGAAAUCUGGCUUCAGGCCAGUCCGAUAUGGCCAGUGCUGGGUCUUUGCUGGGACCCUCAACACAGUGCUGCGGUGUUUUGGGAUUCCUUCCCGCGUGAUCACGAACUUCAACUCAGCUCACGACACAGACAGAAACCUCAGCGUGGAUGUGUACUACGACCCCAUGGGAAAUCCCCUGGACAAAGGCAGUGAUAGUGUAUGGAAUUUCCACGUCUGGAAUGAAGCCUGGUUUGUGCGGAAUGACCUGGGCCCCUCGUACAAUGGAUGGCAAGUUCUGGACUCCACCCCCCAAGAGAGGAGCCAAGGGGUGUUCCAGUGCGGCCCCGCUUCAGUUACCGGCAUCCGAGAGGGUGAUGUACACCUGGACUUCGACAUGCCCUUCGUCUUUGCGGAGGUUAAUGCCGACCGCAUCACCUGGAUCUACGAUUCCAGCCGCAACACCUCGAAGCAGAAUUCCUCGGACACUAAUACCAUUGGCAGGUACAUCAGCACGAAGGCGGUAGGCAGCUACUCACGCAUGGACGUCACGGAGAAGUACAAGUACCCAGAAGGUUCCAGCCAGGAAAGAAAUAUAUUUGAAAAGGCGCUGGAGAAACUUAAACCCAACAGAACAUUUGGCCCAACGUCUGCAACCGAGGCCGAAAGAGAGGAACGGGAGCCCAGCAUUUCUGGAAGGUUCAAGGUUGCUGGCAUAUUGGCGGUGGGCAAAGAAGUCAACCUGGCCCUGAUGCUCAAAAAUCUGACAAGUGAUAUGAAGACAGUGACAGUGAACAUGACAGCCUGGACCAUUGUCUACAACGGCACACUUGUCCAUGAGGUGUGGAAGGACUCCAUCACAGUAUCUCUGGACCCUGAAGAAGAAAUACAGUAUCCUGUGAAGAUCACAUAUGCUCAGUAUGAGAAGUACCUCAAGGCGGACAACAUGAUCCGGACCACAGCCGUGUGCCAGGCGCCUGAUGAGGCUGAGGUGUUGGUGGAGAGGGACGUCAUCCUGGACAACCCGACCCUGACCUUGGAGUUGCUGGACCAGGCCCACAUGCGGAAGCCCGUGAAUGUGCAGAUGCUCUUCUCCAACCCGCUGGAUGAGCCGGUGAAGAACUGUGUGCUGAUGGUGGAGGGGAGCGGCCUGCUGCUGGGAAGCCUCAAGAUCGACGUGCCAACCCUGCGUCCCAAGGAGCGGUCCCGGGUCCGUUUUGAGAUCCGGCCCACCCGGAGUGGCACCAAGCAGCUUGUUGCUGACUUCUCCUGCAACAAGUUCCCUGCAAUCAAGGCCAUGCUGUCCGUCGAUGUGGCAGAGUGA